Branchiostoma belcheri (Belcher's lancelet) is the source of this 1313-nucleotide messenger RNA. Its product is annotated as forkhead box protein E4-like. Bases 85 to 1293 code for a protein of 402 amino acids. The transcript is spliced from 3 exons. Lineage: Eukaryota; Metazoa; Chordata; Leptocardii; Amphioxiformes; Branchiostomatidae. The record is from RefSeq and is a predicted model, not a curated record. Gene Ontology annotation, molecular function: DNA-binding transcription factor activity, RNA polymerase II-specific; RNA polymerase II cis-regulatory region sequence-specific DNA binding. Gene Ontology annotation, biological process: regulation of transcription by RNA polymerase II; cell differentiation; anatomical structure morphogenesis.
GCCACGCGCUGGAUUCAAACCACAAGUCGCUACUGACUCCUGACGACUACACCAGCACGUUUUCGCUAUCGAUUUGCUAUCAGUAUGACAGGAGAGAGGUUCUCGGGACAGAUGAGCGGAUCGCCGGACGACAACCUGCCGCUGCGCCGCUACGACACCGAGGGCAUGCCGCAGGACAACCCGCCUCAGACCGGCAGCUUCCCGCCUGCAGACCACAGCCGACUCGACAGCACGGCUCCCUCGGACAAGGCCCAGCCCGACACCGACAAGGACACCGAGUCGGCCAGCGCCAACCGUCGGCGUAGGAAGCAGAGACCCGCCGGCAAGCCGCCCUACAGCUACGUGGCCCUCAUCACCAUGGCCAUCGUCAACUCCCCCGAGCGCAAAACCACCUUGGCGGGCAUCUACAAGUUCAUCAUGGACCACUUCCCCUACUACCGGGAGGCCGACAAGAAGUGGCAGAACUCCAUCCGCCACAACCUGACGCUGAACGACUGUUUCGUCAAGCUGGCCCGGCACCCCAACCGUCCCGGCAAGGGCAGUCUGUGGGCGCUGGAUCCCGGGGCAGAGGGCAUGUUCGACAACGGCUCCUACCUCAGGAGAAGGAGCAGAUACAAGAGAUCGCACCAGACCAACAACAACCUCCUGCCGACCAGCUACCCGCCCCAGCCCGCCGUGCCGUCCUACCCGCCGCCGCCCUACCCCAACAUGGCCCCCGUCACCGGCACCACCCCGCUCUUCCUCUCCACGUCCUACCCGCAGACAACCUCGGCCCAGCCCUCGGGGCACCUCGCCACGUCGUACCGAGGGUCCCCGUCCAGCACCGGCGUGAUGUCGGCCAGUCCGGACAGCUCGUCAACAGACGGCAGCGUCAGUGGAGGGUCGUCCCCGGGCGGACAGACAUUAGGGUUGUCUCCGGUUGACACCAGCACCUUCCAGCAAGGUCUCCUCACCACUGCGCCCCCUAGCGGCUACAACAGCAGACCGACGCCCUACACCAGCACAGCGCCCGGCGUGACGUCCUACUCCGCCGCGUCCACCGCCAACCCCGCCGCUCUCUACCAGAGACCGACCCCACAGACACAGCCGAUCACCAACAGCUCCUCCUACGUGCCGCCUCGCAGCGUGUACCGAGCGUCUCCCUACCCAGCCGCCGGGGCCGGGAACAGCUACCCGCAGACGGGGAUGUACAACGGCUACUCGGCGCCUCAGGGGAACAACAGCUACUACAACAUGAACUCUUUGUCUCACUUCCACGGCGCAAACAUGGAGAUGUUCGCCAACUGUUUGUAAAUGAUCUGUGAGAUACUAGU